Messenger RNA from Dunckerocampus dactyliophorus (ringed pipefish), 3236 nucleotides. RefSeq names its product immunoglobulin superfamily containing leucine-rich repeat 2 (gene islr2). Bases 263 to 2383 code for a protein of 706 amino acids. The record is from RefSeq and is a predicted model, not a curated record. Gene Ontology annotation, molecular function: protein binding. The transcript has 2 exons. NCBI's taxonomy places the organism in Eukaryota, Metazoa, Chordata, Actinopteri, Syngnathiformes, Syngnathidae.
CCCGCCUUUCCUGGCUCCGCGACGACGGGAGCGCGCAGUGGAGCUUGACACUCGCAUGCAGAAGUGAGAAAUCACCGACGGACCCUGAACUGCUCACUGGGACAAACAAACAAAAAAUGCUGCCUUCAACGGCCUUCAGACGGGAAAUUCGUGUGAAAUGAUUUACUCAUAGGACGACCUGAGAUUUUUUUGCACUUGUUUGAAGCUUUUUGAUUGGAAGUGGACCGGAUUGAUUGAAGACACAGACAAUAUUGGACAGAAAAUGGCGUCAAAGCUCCUGCAUCUUCUGGCUUUGUGGACCACACUGCUGGUGAGUGUGCGCUGCUGUCCAGAGCUGUGCAGCUGCCAGGACAAAUUCGCCCACCAGUUUGCCGACUGCGCCUACAAAGACCUCCUGGCGGUGCCCGUGGGUCUACCCUCCAACGUUACCACCGUCAGCCUUUCGGCCAAUAAAAUUAAUUCCCUCAAAAGCAAAAGCUUUGUCAACAUCACCCAGGUCACCUCUCUGUGGUUGGCACAUAAUGAAAUUGUUUCCAUCGAGAUGGACACUUUAGCCCCAUUGGUCCAACUUCGUAACCUAGACAUCAGCUACAAUAAAAUAGUCAACUUCCCGUGGGAGGACCUUCACAACCUGACUGCCUUGCAGCUUCUCAAAAUGAACAACAACGAGAUGGUCAACCUCCCCAAGGACGCCUUCUCCACGCUCAAAGAUCUACGCUCGCUGCGUAUCAACAACAACAAGUUCACCACUAUUGUCCAGGGCACUUUCAGCGCUCUGUCAUCCAUGUCCCACCUUCAGAUCUUCAACAACCCCUUCUCGUGCUCCUGCAGUCUGGAGUGGCUGAGGGACUGGAUCGCAACAACCAAGAUCUCCGUUCCUGAGACCAACUCAAUUGUAUGCGAGGCCCCCGAGCUCCUUAAGGGUGUCAUGGUCAUGAAAAUCCCCAAACUGGACUGUCAGGCCCCUCAUGUCACCAUAACCUACCAGCCUGACAUUGCGACGACGGAGCUCCUAGAGGGCUCCAUGGUGGUCUUGAAUUGUGAAACACAAGGAAGCCCCAGGCCGCAGGUUACCUGGGAGGUGAUUGCAGGAAAUCAGAAUUUUCUCUUCCCUUUGCCAUCCACCAGUGAGACAAACAACCAGCCCAUCAACGACAAGACCACCAAUAAUCGAUUCCUUGUUUUUCAAAAUGGCACCCUGGUGGUCCCUCGUCUGACUAAAAAGGAAGACGGAAAUUAUAGCUGCCUUGCAGUGAAUGAUCUCGGUAAGGCCGAGAGCUCCGUGAAACUGACCCCGGCAGUAAGCAAAAAACACCUAUCACCACUGGACGCUACGGUGGACAAGAUCCGUCCGUCUCUCAACAAGCCUACUCAGCCCAAGAGCUCCAAGAACAACGUCAUCAACCGGGACAAGAGCGACGACAAGACAAAGAUCAGCCCGCAAGGUUUGCCGAGCAAAGAAGAUGACGCGGAGGACGUUGUUCCUAAAGACCCCGUCUUUACCAGCAAAUGCGGCGUGAGGGACGGCAGCGAGUAUGUCUCUAACCACGCCUUUAACAUGAGCCUGGACGACCUCAAGCAGUACACCUUUGAUUUCGGCGUCAUCGCCCUGGAAGUGUCUGAGACGGAGGCCAAAGUGAAGCUGAGUCCCCUUCAGCUUUCCCGCAGCAAAUCCAACCUUCACAUGAGUCAAAGUGAAAAUGAGGAAAUGGUGGUUCAGGAACCUGUGGGUCUGUACCAGGCGUCCUCGGGGAAGAACAACCCCGACAUGCUCUACAUCUGUGUGGACACUGGGAAUGGACACUCCCUCAUCAAGUGGUCCAAUAUCGAAGAAGGGGUCAACUCAUAUCAGUUCACUGGAUUACAGCCUGGCACCAAUUACACUCUUUGUCUCACCUAUGGGGGGCAGGACUGCCAUGUACAAGUGGUCUUCACCACUAGGAAGAAGAUCCCCUCCCUUCUCAUCAUCGUGGUGGUUAGCAUCUUCCUCCUGGGCCUGGCCACCGUUCCCCUGCUGGGCGCCACCUGCUGCCACCUGUUGUACAAAUACCAAGGGAAGACCUACAAGCUCAUCAUGAAGGCACAGAAUCCAGAUCAGCUGGAGAAGCAACCCGCCGGAGAUUUCCAUCGCAGGGCUUCUUUGGUGGAAUCCGAGAAGACUUUCAACCCCAGUGACAUGGGCGACGGGGAGGGAGAGACCCCCGUGGGAGAAGGUGGAGCCGAGGGCAGCGUAGUGACCGAGUCCAUCCCGGGAUCUUCAUCCAAGACCAACCAGGAGGAGUUCGAGAUGGGUUCGGAGUACAGUGACAGACUACCGUUGGGGGCGGAAGCGGUCAACAUCUCGGAGGAGAUCAACGGUAACUACAAGCAGCCAAGCCAGUGAGAGCCUCUCAUUUGGCCAGUGCACACUUUUUGUAAGAUACCCAUAAGUCCUUUUUCCGUUUUUUACCUAAAAAAAAAAAACCCUCGCCAGUCACUGAGAUUGUAUUUGACAUUAGUAUGCUGUAAUGCUGUAAUUGCUGUAAUGUUAAACACUAAACAGAGGCUUGUACCAGCAGCAAUCCAAUGCACACAAUAUUGGUUUAUCAGUUAUUAGUUCAGUAAUUGCUGCAGAGAGCACAAAAAACGCUAUCAAUUUGCGCUAGGGACCAAUUUGUCGGUGCAAGGCCGUUUUUGUAACGAACAUUGUCAACCGGUUCAGCCUCUCAGGAAUUAUUUUUACGCCAAAACGGACGCUUUUUUUAAAAAUACAAAAAUGCCAAGGAUGCGACAUGUAUCCAAUUUUCCGACUCCACUUUUACAAUGAUUGUUUUAAUCGGAAGAUGUUAACAUAUAUCAGAAUAUCAUCUGACAUCUAUAAGGCUUUAAAUAUGCGCCAUGCUGUAUUGACAUUGUCCACGGCAUGACGUCACUGGUGUUUUAUUACUCUUUUCUUCGUGUCGUCUCCUAUAGAGGACUUGUAUUAUUUUACUACUUCAUAUAGAGAUGUUGCUGUUAACUUGUGCCGUGAAGUGAGUCUUAAUCUAUAUAUUUUUUAAUUUUUUAAAAUGAGUUUCUAUACGUGGCCCUCAAAAACAAAAGGACGAACGAGAGCGUCCUCGGCUUCUCUGUACUUUAACAUAUACAGUAGUGAGUUCUCUUUGUGAAAUAUGUCAAACGAAAAAAAAUACCUCUGUUGACUUUGAAGAUCUUUCGAUAUCAUUUCUUGUGAGGUUAAUAAAAUAUUACAACUUGGA